Messenger RNA from Ctenocephalides felis (cat flea), 921 nucleotides. Its product is annotated as integumentary mucin A.1-like. The transcript has a single exon. Gene Ontology annotation, molecular function: chitin binding. The coding region runs from base 13 to 921 and encodes 302 amino acids. NCBI's taxonomy places the organism in Eukaryota, Metazoa, Arthropoda, Insecta, Siphonaptera, Pulicidae. The record is from RefSeq and is a predicted model, not a curated record. Gene Ontology annotation, cellular component: extracellular region.
AUCGAAAGCACCAUGUCCACCAAAUCUACCACGAUUAGUGAAACCACCACGACGUCAGUCACUGCGUCCACCGAAGUGAACCCCAGCUCAACCAACCCGUUCACAACUAUCGGAAGCACCAUGCCCACCGAACCAAACACGACGCCUGCCACUACGUCCACCAAAGCUCCCACGUCUUCAGAAACCACCACGACACCGCCUGCUACUGCGUCCACCAAAGCUCCCACGUCUAUAGAAAGCAGCACAACGCCUGUCACCACGUCCACCAAAGCUCCCACGUCUACAGAAACCAUCAUGACGCCUGCCACUACGUCCACCAAAGCUCCGACGUCUUCAGAAACCACCACGACGCCGCCUGCUACUGCGUCCACCGAAGCUUCCACGUCUAUAGAAAGCAGCACAACGCCUGUCACCACGUCCACCGAAGCUCCCACGUCUAUAGAAAGCAGCACAACGCCUGUCACCACGUCCACCAAAGCUCCCACGUCUACAGAAACCACCUCGACGACUGCCACAGCGUCCACCGAAGCUUCUUCUACGGAAACUCCCGCACCAGAACCACCACAAGAGAAGCCAUGUAAACAACUAGGUCCACUGGUGCAAGAUCCGCGUGAUUGUCACGCAUAUUACACCUGUGUAAAAAUUGGAUCAUUACCGAAACAUUUUAAAUGUAAUAAUGGUGCUUAUUUUAAUCCAGACAAAUUAAAAUGCGUGAGAGGCAAUUGCGAGAAUAGCACAGAAUUUCCUCCUCCACCGCUCCCAGACAUUUGCGAUAAAUUAGGACCUUUGGUGCAAGAUCCAAACGAUUGCCGCAAGUAUUAUGCAUGCGUCACGAUUGGAAAAGAACCUGAACAUUUUACGUGCAAUAAAGGGGCGUAUUUUGAUCCAAAAACAUUACGGUGUGUCAGAGGAAUUUGUUAA